Molecule: messenger RNA, 360 nt
Organism: Lolium perenne
Lineage: Eukaryota; Viridiplantae; Streptophyta; Magnoliopsida; Poales; Poaceae
Source: RefSeq, a predicted model, not a curated record
AUGGCCGACCAGGAGCGAGGUGGCGUCGGAAUCCGAGCUGGUGGAGGAGAGGGGAGCCGGAGCAAGGAGGCGCCACCGUCGCGCGGGGAGUGGGCAGCCCGGGGGAAGGGGACCAAGGGGGAGAGGGAUGGGAGGGGCAGAGGAGGGCGGAGGAGGGCGGCCGGAGUGGGGACGGAGGGAGAGAGGGUGAGCGGCGAGGUACCUGGCGGCGACGACGGGAACGGAGCAGGGCGAGAAGCUCGUACUUUUUUCGGGAGAGGAGAGAAGGAGAGCGACCCGUCUCGAUUCAGAGCGAAUAUGGAGGUCGAGAGCUUCGAAUUGGGCGACGGCCAAAGUUGCCCCGCGCGGGCCUGUGCUUAG